Hymenoscyphus albidus is the source of this 1791-nucleotide messenger RNA. The record is from the annotation of a GenBank genome assembly. Lineage: Eukaryota; Fungi; Ascomycota; Leotiomycetes; Helotiales; Helotiaceae.
AGCAGAAGCUACUGCCACCUACCAGGUAGAGCUUCCAUUCACUGCCGCUUUUAUUACUCGCCCGUUGGUACAGUAGGGUAAGUGCAACCUUAAUAUUUAACCUUCCCCUCCUCAAGGUUGUCCGCAGAGCCUCUCACAAAGAACCCUUACCCCGCCAUAUUAUUUCCACGACACGCGUCAUAGGCAACACCCAAAGGACAUCUUACAACGAUGAAAUCAGCUACCUAAGCUAUUUCCACAGCCUACAAGUUGUCCAACAAGCUUCGUCAAACACCCAGAUAAAGCUCCCGAAGAUCUCACAAUGGCCGCGAAUAUGCCAGCAAAGCUUAAGACCGCCGACCUGACGAGGUUCGUGGUUCGUGCUGGCCAACUGGAAACUGCGAAGCCAGUAAUAGCAUAUUGGUGUAUAUGCUCCUGUUGUCUUGGCUUCCUCCAGCAUCUGCUAAUAAUGCGGCAGGCGAAUACUGGAUCGUCAAUCAGAUCCUCUCCAAAGGUCUACACAAUGGCGAUGCGGAAACACUGGAAUAUACCACAACCUUGAUAAAUAAGUUGGAAAAGGUACGCAGAAUUCGACAACACCUUGGGUUUAGUUGGGACAUGUACUGAAAAUGGGGUGGGAGUAGAUUAAGGCGGAAAAUCCAACAAACGAUGCGAUAAUCGACGAUGUUACUGGACAAGCAUAUGUAGAACAGUUUGGAUUAGAGACCUUUCAGAGGGCAGAUCGUGCAGUACAAGCGAAUAAAGUAACCAAGUCAGUCAAUACACCUAGACCAUCUUCAGCCGAAUAAGUUCUAAUAAUAUUUCAGACAAACGGCGGAUACCUUUCAAGCUGCAUCGACAUUUCUAGAACUGGUCAAUAUUUGGGGAGAACCAGAUGCCGAAACCCGAGCGAGGAUCAAAUAUGCGAAAUGGAAUGCUGUCAGAAUUGUGAGAGCAUUGAAAGAAGGAAAAGAUCCCAACGAGUCAAAUCCCAAACCGGGACCAGCUCCUGAGGAGAAUCUACCAGCAUUAGAUCCAAACGAUCCCGAAGUUCAACUUCUAGGAGUAACUACCAAACCACGGCAAGCAUGCGUGGAAGAGGUACCGGAUGAGCAGGAUUUAUUGGAUGCACGACUUUCAAGACAAUCGUCUAUUGAUAAAUCUUUACACCCAUCCGCCCAAGUCUCAGCACGUGGAUCACCUGGUGCUGGUGAUGCUAAACCUUUCGAUCCCUGUCCUCGAGAUGGUUUCCCUUAUAACGUCGUUCAAGACGAUAAUGUAUCCCCAUUGGAAUCACCAAACGAUAGACAAAGUUCAGUUGGCGGGGGAUAUUUCCCAGAAGUACCCACCUUCACAUCAGAAACACAAGAUGCAACACUACCAACAGCACCUCCAGAAGAUGUAAUGGAUUUAGGUUUACCAAAUCAUCCCUCCAACCCCCCAGGAAUUUCUUCUCCGCCUUUCGAAUCUUUCCCUCCUCCAACAAUAAAUCCGCCCCAACCUCAAGCACCUCCCAGUCCUCCACCACAACAAUUCCACCAACAGCCUCCACCCGUUCAAGCCCCUGUUCAACCCUCUCCAUAUCCCACAUACGCACCACCUCGACAGCCACAAAUCCCUCCCGUCCCACAGCCACAGUAUCAACCGCCUCCUAAUUCACAAACCCAACCUGUGCGAUACAAUACGGAUGACGCCUCGAUAGCGAAGGCACAGAAACACGCCAAAUUUGCCAUUAGUGCCUUGAAUUUCGAGGAUCCUGCGACGGCGGUGAAGGAACUGAGAAAUGCUUUGCAGACUCUGGGAGCGCAGUAA